This is a messenger RNA of Salvia hispanica, 606 nucleotides long. RefSeq lists its product as uncharacterized. The record is from RefSeq and is a predicted model, not a curated record. NCBI's taxonomy places the organism in Eukaryota, Viridiplantae, Streptophyta, Magnoliopsida, Lamiales, Lamiaceae.
CAUAAGAUCAAGUCUUCUCAGCUAGAAUUCGCCAAACGAGGGAGUCAAUCGGUUCACCGUGAACAUGGUUUGCAUUGCGUGUUUAUUGCCGUUGUUUCUCGUCCCAAUCGUCAAUUUAUUGCCGGUCAUCUUCGAUUUGAUCAUGGCGAAGGUUUACGGAUUGUUUGGGUGGGAGUAUCGGAAGCCGGCGAGACCUCCGGCGGCUUGCCCUAUUAGACCCUCCGCCGCCAAAACUGCCGCCAACGGCUCAAACACUUAAAUUACAGUAGCUCGCUGGCAUUUGCUGUGUAGCUACUUAGCAAUAAGGUUUCAGGGAAGGAGGACCUUGCUGCUGCUACUGCCGAUUCGUCUCCAAAACCAAUUGGAGUUGAUGAUUGCAAGCAAGAUUAAAGAUCAGCUAUAUCUUUGUGUAGACCACAAGUGAGUUCUUUUGGAGGCAUAACUUAAACGUUGAAACAUAUGUCUAUAGAUAUUUUCCUACUGCACUACAUCGUGAAUUCUUUCGGCCUAAUAUAAAAGAUACUUGCACUGUUUCCUUGCUGUGACUUGUAAAUAUCUUUGUGCAGUUUUAUUGCCCUUCCGAAUAUUGAUACUUCAUUUCUUCCA